Molecule: messenger RNA, 1430 nt
Organism: Gastrolobium bilobum
Lineage: Eukaryota; Viridiplantae; Streptophyta; Magnoliopsida; Fabales; Fabaceae
Product: trihelix transcription factor GT-3b-like
Exons: 2
Coding region: 146-1072 (308 amino acids)
Source: RefSeq, a predicted model, not a curated record
CGGAAAGAAGAAAAAAGGAAAAAGUUUUUUUUUUUUUUUUCGAUGCUUCAAGUUUCAGGUGCGGCUCUUCUUCCAUUUCGUUCAAAACCCUUAUCCCAAAUUCACUUCAUUUGAUUCAAACGACGACGUCGUGGCAGAAAGGUCAAUGUUCAGUGGUGGAGGUGACGAUGCACUGGCGGCUCGCCUCGGCAUGAUGACGCCGUCGUUGCUGAAUCCGGCGACGCCGUCGGUGGUAUCGGGCGAGAUGUCUCCGGCGCCGUCGAGGGAGGAGAGGGGUCCGGCUCAGACGCAGUGGAGCCAGCAGGAGACGAGAGAGUUCAUAGAGAUCCGCGCGGAGCUUGAGAGGGACUUCACUGCUUCGAAGCGGAACAAGACGCUUUGGGAGGUUGUUAGCUCCAAGAUGAGGGAGAGAGGGUUCAGAAGGAGCCCUGAACAGUGCAAAUGCAAGUGGAAGAACCUCGUUAAUCGCUAUAAGGGAAAAGAAACAUCUGAUCCAGAGCAUGGCAAGCAAUGCCCAUUUUUUGAAGAAUUGCAUGCAGUCUUUACCCAAAGAGCACAUAAAAUGCAACAGUCCCUUCUUGAAUCUGAAACUCGAUCCGCUCAAACAAAGAAAGGGGUGAAAAGAUUAAGUGGAGAUCGGUCCUCAGAGGAAUUCUCAGAAGAUGAUGAGGUCGAAUAUGACAGUGAAGAGGAGAGACCUCCCAAAAGCAAUACCCGCAAAAGGAAAGCUGACAAAGUUGCAAUGGAGAAGUCUUCAAGGGCAAACAUUCCAUCAAAUGCUGCCAGUAACAAUAUUAGUAGUAUUCAGGAAAUGCUCAAGGAAUUUUUCCAGCACCAGCUAAGGAUGGAGAUGCAGUGGAGGGAGAUGAUGGAAAGGCGUGCUCAUGAAAGACAGCUGUUUGAGCACGAAUGGCGUCAAUCGAUGGAAAAGCUUGAGAGGGAGAGAUUAAUGAUUGAACAGGCAUGGAGGGAGAGAGAAGAACAGAGGAGAAUGAGAGAAGAGAAUAGAGCAGAGAGAAGGGAUGCUUUGUUGACGACCCUUUUGAACAAACUCAUUCAUGAAUCUAACUAAAUGAGGCAAAUGGCUUGGGUUCCUUAUAGCUAAUUUCUUUCUAUUUUCCAUUUGAUAUAUGAUUCUGAGUUUAGCCGUGAAUGAACUAAAUUUCAUAGUAGCUUUUGAUUACAGAUAAUUUUGGAAAGGAGCAUUCAUUGGAUGAAGGAAGGAGAGCAUAUGAAUAUAAUAGGAGUGUAUGAACAUUUUCUUUUGAAAAUUGAUACAGAAAGAUUUUUUUUAUAUGACUAUUUAGGGAUACUUCUGUUUGGCAUUCAAGGUCAGGGACAUAUUGCUGUAACUAAAAAACAGGUGUUGGUUUCUGCCUGUCUGUAUGAUUUUUCUUAUUUCGGUACAUAUAUUAUAGGUUUUCCUUUUU